UCUUUGGCUGAAACCGCGAAUUUUCAAUUAUGCGCCAAGAUGAGUGUCCGUUGACGAACCCUUUAAAGUGUUCAAAGUCAUAUACUGUGUUUGAGUCAAACAGACUGAACUGUUAAAGAUCGUUUGUCUGCUUAAUGCACGAUUCCUUUGUUCUGUGGUUAUUGUUUACGAUCCAUUGUUAUACCCUCUUGAAUCACGAAUUUGCUCAUUUAGUUUUAUGAUGACCCAAGUCAAAGAAGAUGCAUCAAACCUUUCUCUUCACGUAGGCCGAGAUGAAUUGCUGUACUAUAUUGAUGCUUUGUUACGUUAAACGAUGAGUUCAUUACUUAGCAGCUUACUCUUAAACAUUCAAUACGUUCGUCUAAACAACUUAAUUAACAAUACAUUCGAGCAGUUAAAUGAGUAGUCAUGUAUAAAAUCACUGAUUUUUGUCGUUUUAUCAUCGAAGUUAGGACGGUUCGACCUCUUCAAAUCUUCAGGUCUGUUGCACUUUAUCAGAAUUGACGUCAGUAUGAGUCGUUGUCACAUUUUCCUCAAGAGGUGAAUCUAAUUAAGCUGAAGGUUGUAAUACUUAUUCCUAAUUUUCAAAAUGUCUUUUAACGGGAAUCACUAAAUGGAGAGGUAAAAUCUGUGGAUUGGAUUAUAGUUGAUGUAACGGUUUUGACCGGUUAAGUCCCUCAGCUUAAAGACACCACUUGAAAACAACGCCCUACACUAAUAGUUAGAAAUACGAUAGACAUGACCCUCUGGCUGUAACACGCGGCCAGAAAUUAACUCUGUUCCCGCUGAGAUAUAACUGUCCUGCGGAGACUUUCAAAUCCAAUUUUUGCUUUGUUGAUAGUUGUAAAAAGUGUUUCAUCUUGAGGAAAGGAAACCCGAAUAUUCCGUGACUCCCACAGCGAUAGUUCAAACAUUCAACGCGAAAAUUGAUGACAAACAUCCCAAAAAUGCUGAUUGUUCAAUCAUUUUCUAGGGUUCACUGCGGUCAUUGGGAAUCACUCUUAUCGCUUCUGUUGAGUCUGCAACUUCAGAGCGAAGACGGCUUUUAACGCGCCAACGUGAAAAUGUUGGCCGAGUUGGGCCAUAACAUCUUGCUGAGCUUAACAGCUCUACAAGCCACAAUUCUGGUCAUAUUGUUGAGAAUCGGCUCCUCCAUUCCCUAUGUCAAAGAACGCAUCCAGAAAUUCGAAGAGCGCAAUCUUCUGGUACCUUACCAAAAUUUUUGGGAUGAAUACGGCGGAAAGAAAAUGCUCGGAUGCGUCUUAAAGAUAAUGUUAGGAGAUGUGAACAAGACUGCCCGCUUGGGUAAUCUAGCACCAAAUUGCCGGCUUAUUUCAACUGAUGGUAAAGAGUGCAGGCUACUGGAUUUCGCUAAAGGCACGCGCCCACUGGUUCUGAAUUUUGGCAGCUGUAGCUGACCCCCAUUUUUCAUUAACUUUCUGAACAACUUCGCCAAAGUUGUUCAUGAUUAUGACGACGAAGUGGAUUUCCUUACUGUUUACAUCCUCGAGGCUCAUCCAACCGAUGGCUGGCGCUGGAAUAAUAAUGUCGAAAUCCCUCAACACAAGAGUUUAGAAGAUCGUCUUGCUGCGGCGGAAAUGUUGAAAAAAUCAAGUCGAUGCUCUGUUCCAAUCAUGGUCGAUGCGUUUGAGAACGAAGCUUCGAAAGCUUAUGGCGCGUGGCCCGAGAGACUGUUCAUUAUACAAGAUGGAAAAAUAGUAUACGAAGGGGGAACGGGUCCGUACAAUUACAAAAUAACAGAGGUGCAAAGCUGGCUGGAGAAGUACAAAGCGAGACUGUAGAGUGCUGCUAAUUCGGUUAUUAACUGUUAAAAAACGAACAAACAAAAGAAACACUUUUAAACAUUGUCGCACUUUUAAACGUUCGUGUUCUCCCGAGACCGGGUUUUUUAGUUCAGUCACAUGACUUAUGUAAUCUGUGUCCUAUGUUUCUCGUCUGACCCUGUCAACGUUUCACGAAUGACAGCCUCAGGGGUAAGCCUGCCCAAAUUGUGGGUCCCUGUGGCUCGAAGAUGAAAAUGCUGGCUUCACGGAUAAGAAAUGGAGGGAAAGGGGACGUGGCAACUCCCAAAGUAUGGUGCUACAUACGUCAUGUGAUCUAAACUAUUUAACCAUACUCUAAAGUAACUGUUACGUAGUUUUACUGAUAAGACGUACAUUGUAAAUCUGUGUAAUUGGCUCCUACUGAGAACGUUUGUUGUAGUUUGCAGUAGCGUUACUAUUACCAAACAACAUCAACCUUCAAAUCACAUCAAAAAAAACGAAAAAUGAUUCCAAUUGAAUUCCGCUGUGCAAGUUAGUUCUUAGUGAAAAGCAAGCAAAAAUGACAACGAAUUUAGACGGAAUCCAUUGAUUGUUUCCUGUUAUCGAAAUUUUUUUUCCCUUUUUGUAAGCUACCCCAUCGGACGAUAAACCAUGAAGACUAACCUUUCAGAAUAAAAAGUGUCCAACUUAGGAUAAAAAAUAAAUUAAAAUAAAAACAGAAAUAACCUUAA
Pocillopora damicornis (cauliflower coral) is the source of this 2515-nucleotide messenger RNA. RefSeq names its product type I iodothyronine deiodinase-like. Gene Ontology annotation, molecular function: thyroxine 5'-deiodinase activity. The record is from RefSeq and is a predicted model, not a curated record. NCBI's taxonomy places the organism in Eukaryota, Metazoa, Cnidaria, Anthozoa, Scleractinia, Pocilloporidae. Gene Ontology annotation, biological process: thyroid hormone metabolic process.